This is a messenger RNA of Paramisgurnus dabryanus, 855 nucleotides long. RefSeq names its product F-box only protein 2-like. The record is from RefSeq and is a predicted model, not a curated record. Gene Ontology annotation, molecular function: ubiquitin protein ligase activity. Gene Ontology annotation, biological process: ERAD pathway; SCF-dependent proteasomal ubiquitin-dependent protein catabolic process; glycoprotein catabolic process. NCBI's taxonomy places the organism in Eukaryota, Metazoa, Chordata, Actinopteri, Cypriniformes, Cobitidae. Gene Ontology annotation, cellular component: SCF ubiquitin ligase complex; cytoplasm.
GUUUGCACCCAAUAAAUACUCUUCACAGUGCCGUACUAAACCUCACACCUGAAGAGUACCUCACCUGUGACACCUGAAAACUCACUGUCGGAAAAGCAAAACUCCAAAAUGCUUAUAAAUCUCCUGAAAAACUCACAUGGAGAUGAGGGUUUUAAUAACUGGGAGUUGACGCAGAACGGUGGAGAUAAAUGGCAAAUUGAACCGACGCCUGAUGAUGCAGUGGCUGCAUACUUCUGCACCUCACAUGAGCCGUGUCUAAAAAAACAAGUGAUUGAUCUGGUGAAAAGCGGUUAUAUUGCUUCAUAUUUAGAUUCUGGGCCUGAAGUGACUGUGAGGGACUGGUACAGCAGUCGACCUGACUGUGGGGGCGUUUAUAGGCUUACUGUGUCACUGCUCAAUGCAAAUCGAGGUGUCAUUGCUACAUUUAAGCCGGCUGAUGUGACUGUGCCCCAGGGUGGCGACUGGACAGAGGUGACUCACAAGUUUACAGGUUAUGGUCCUGGUCUACGCUUCAUCUCUUUUGAACAUGGUGGUCAAGACACUAGAAACUGGAAAGGCUGCUAUGGAAUACGAGUCACUGGAAGUUCAGUCACCGUACCCCCAAAACCCUAAUAUGUGAUUCAAUAAUGUUACUGAUUGGUCAGCACUUUGCUUUUCACAAAACUAUUAGUAAAGUAACAUUAAAAAAUCUUUAGAGCUGAACCUUGCUAAAAAAAUGCAAAGCAUUUGCUUAUGUUUUUUAAAAGAUUUAAGAAUACAAACACAUAAACUAAUAUCUGAAAGAAAAUUAUACAUGUGUGGAAUUAAUUGAAAUAAUUUUCUGCUGUCAGCUUAAUAAAGUCCCCCUGUGUUGAA